ACUUAAAUUAAACAGAUGGAGUCAUUUACAAACCUCAUCAUACAAUUUGCCGAAUUAAUUUCUCUCCUAUUUAUUAUUCUGCUGUCAUCAGUGAGCUUCUAUAUUCUUUAUUUACGUCGAAUAAAAUAUGGCCAUUUACCAGGUCCGCCCGCAAGCUCAUUUUUUAAAGGGAACUUUCCUGACAUUAAAGCCAAGUUGGACAAUGGUUGUUCAUCCUUCGAGUUCAUGCUCGACUGUCACCUGAUCUAUGGCGAUGUGGUGUUGAUAUGGCUAUUUCUUCUGCCUUGGAUAAAUGUCGCCAGUAGCUCCGACAUAAAAUACGUCCUUGUCACCGAAAAAUUCCCCAAAGACCCAAGAUUUUACAAGGAAUGCCUGGAGACCCUCUUCGGUCAGAGGGCAAUGGGUACAAGUUUGUUGACAAAUCUCGACGAUUCCCAAUGGCGCCAUCGAAGGUCCCUUAUGAACCCCGCAUUCCACCGUUUGUACCUACGCAAUCUUAUGUGUAACUUUAAUCAGAGUUCGGAUACAUUUUUGACCAAAUUGCACGGCCAGGCUGAAAGAGACCUGGAAACCAGGAUGGUUGACGAGUUCUCAUUGGUUACUCUGGAUGUAAUUUGCAAGGCGGGGUUUGGAAUCGACCUCGACGUCAUCAACGACCCGCACAGCCCGUUUAUUCAGGCAUACAACCUGAUCAUGAAGGGUGUCGAAGAGGCAUUCGUGAACCCAUUUCAUAAAUGGGAUUUCAGAUCCUACCCGAGGCAAAGGCAAGUCAUAGGAGCACUCCAGUUUCUUCGCUAUACCGGGCGCGAAACUAUCCGAGCACGACACGAAGCUAUCCGACGAGGUGAAGACAAUCCAAAGGAUAUUUUAGGCCACAUUAUGUCAGACGGUCGGGAUCGGACACUUUCCGGAGAAGACCUGAUUGACGAUUUCGUCACAUUCUUUUCAUCCGGGCACGAGACUACGUCAUCAACUCUCUCUUUUUGUUUAUUGGAACUGGCGAGCAAUCAGCAAGCCUUGAAUCGAGCGGUAAAAGAGAUCAACGAGGUCCUGAGCACUAGAAAUGACGUCACCUACGACGACCUACCAAAAUUCAAAUACCUGGACUGUUGUCUGAAGGAAACUUUACGUUUGUACCCUCCAGCCCCGGGGAUCAUCCGUAUAACACCCAAUAAUGUUACCCUAGCCGGGUACCAAAUUCCCAAAGGAACUACCACCAGUGCCAGUCCUUUUGUUAUGGGACGCCAUCCAGCGCUCUGCGACAACCCCGGAGAUUUUAUCCCUGAACGUUGGGAAUCGAGCGACGACAGUCGAAUCUCCGGGUUUGCAUACUUUCCAUUUUCGCUGGGGCCCAGGAAUUGCAUUGGACAGCAGUUCGCAAUGAUGGAAAGCAAAGUAAUACUUGCAAAAUUCUUGCAAACGUUCACGUUCCAGCUUCUUCCUGGGCAAACAAAACGAAUCCAUGAACGAGGAAGCCUGCAACCAAUGGACGGCGUGAUUUGUAAACUGUCAGCAAGAGAAAGCUGAACAAACAAUUGAUAAA
Molecule: messenger RNA, 1543 nt
Organism: Dendronephthya gigantea
Lineage: Eukaryota; Metazoa; Cnidaria; Anthozoa; Malacalcyonacea; Nephtheidae
Product: cholesterol 24-hydroxylase-like
Exons: 3
Coding region: 16-1527 (503 amino acids)
Biological process (GO): cholesterol catabolic process
Molecular function (GO): cholesterol 24-hydroxylase activity; iron ion binding; heme binding
Source: RefSeq, a predicted model, not a curated record